Messenger RNA from Myripristis murdjan (pinecone soldierfish), 6557 nucleotides. It is a transcript of the gene dennd1a, whose product is annotated as DENN/MADD domain containing 1A. Gene Ontology annotation, molecular function: guanyl-nucleotide exchange factor activity; phosphatidylinositol phosphate binding. The transcript has 23 exons. Gene Ontology annotation, cellular component: cytosol; clathrin-coated vesicle. The record is from RefSeq and is a predicted model, not a curated record. Gene Ontology annotation, biological process: endocytosis; endocytic recycling. The coding region runs from base 98 to 3217 and encodes 1039 amino acids. NCBI's taxonomy places the organism in Eukaryota, Metazoa, Chordata, Actinopteri, Holocentriformes, Holocentridae.
CCCAGGUCUGGCUGACAGGUUAUCAGAAAAACACCUCCGGAAGAGCGCGGCUGCGCACUGUGACAUCCUGCCUGCGACGGCUAGAUGAGAAACAAGGAUGGGGUCCCGCAUCAAGGACAGCCCCGAAUCUACUUUUGAGGUCUAUCUGGAGGUAACCCAUCCAGGAACACAAGGCGCCGUGCCGGAGGUGAGAAGGCGGUUCCCUGAGGACUACGUUGACCAGGAAACUCUUCAGACUGUGCCCAAGUUCUGUUUCCCCUUCAGCAUGGACAGCCUAACAGUGAAUCAGGUUGGGCAGAACUUCACAUUUGUCUUGACUGAUAUUGAGAGUAAACAGAGGUUUGGCUUCUGCCGCCUCUCAUCAGGCGCCCACAGCUGCUACUGUAUCCUCAGCUACCUGCCCUGGUUUGAAGUGUUUUACAAGCUCCUCAACAUCCUUGCAGAUUACACAGUCAAAGGCCAGGAAAGCCAGUGGCAAGAGCUCCUAGUUUCACUACACACCCUCCCCAUCCCGGAGCCUGGAGUUCCUGUCCAUCUUAGCGUGCAUUCCUACUUCACUGUGCCUGACACAAGAGAACUCCCCAGCAUACCUGAAAAUAGAAACCUAACAGAGUACUUUGUAGCAGUAGAUGUCAAUAACAUGCUCCAUCUGUACGCUAGUAUGCUUUAUGAACGUCGAAUCCUCAUCAGCUGUAGCAAACUAAGCACUUUAACAGCUUGUGUCCAUGGGUCUGCAGCCAUGCUGUAUCCGAUGUAUUGGCAACAUGUUUACAUUCCCAUCUUGCCUCAGCACCUCAUCGACUACUGUUGUGCUCCAAUGCCCUACCUCAUCGGAGUACAUUCAAGCCUGAUGGAGAAAGUGAGAGGGAUGGCUCUGGAUGAUGUGGUAGUCCUCAACGUGGACACCAAUACUCUAGAGACUCCCUUUGAUGACCUCCAAAGCCUGCCCAACGACGUGGUUUCAUCACUGAAGAACCGUUUGAAGAAGGUCUCAACAACAACAGGGGACGGCGUGGCCCGAGCCUUCCUGAAGAGUCAGGCUGCUCUGUUUGGGAGCUACAGGAGCGCCCUGCAGAUUGAACCAGGAGAGCCAAUAACAUUCAAUGAGGAGACAUUUGUGAACCACCGCUCCAGUGCCAUGCGACAGUUCCUCCAGAAUGCCAUUCAGCUGCAGCUUUUCAAACAGUUCAUUGAUGGACGGUUAGACCUGCUGAACUCAGGAGAAGGCUUCAGUGACAUCUUUGAGGAGGAAAUCAAUAUGGGGGAAUAUGCAGGCAGCGACAAGACCUACCACCAGUGGCUGUUCACUGUCAAGAAAGGGGGCGGGGCUAUCUUCAACACAGUGAAGACGAAGGCCAACCCGGCCAUGAAGACUGUUUACAAGUUUGCGAAAGACCAUGCAAAAAUGGGCAUCAAGGAGGUCAAGAGCCGGCUAAAGCAGAAGCCACGCCGAGCUUCCUCCUUUCCCCUCCCACCGCCCUUUUACUCCUCCCUAUACCCACGCCAACCUCGACCUCCCUGUAUUCCCCCUCUCCAGGAGCAGGCAGAGAAUGGCUACUCCACCGCAGGGACGGCAGUCAUCGACGACAGCAGCAUGGCAGCGUUUCCCUCUUCCACCAGUGCAGUCAGGAAAGAGGGGCCACUGCGGACCUGGGAUGACCACAGAUCCAUCACUGUGCACUUUGGGCAGGCUCGACCGCCAAUGCUGGUAAAAAGACCGUGCAACAAUACAGGCGUGGAAAGCAGCCCUGACCACUCUAUUCGUCCCACUCGUCACUACACAGUCUUUCUCUCUGAAGAUUCAUCCGGAGACGAGCUCCAGCAUGAUGACGACUCCAUCUCUGGCUUUCCUGACAGCUUUCUCUUCUCAGUGCCCUUUGAGUGGUCUCCCCUGCCGCAGCCUUACCACUCUCUGAAAGAGGCAGACUUUGCGGAAGCAGAGGAUCCUGGCUUCGGGGCAGAGUGUCACACUGCCCCACCCAGCCCCAUCACUGAGAAGCUCUCCAGCGUCAACCUGUUGGGUGACAUCUUCGGCUGCCAGGACGAGCUUGACAACCCACCAGUCAGUCUGGCUAAAAGUCUAGAGGACCUGAGGACUCCCAAAGACUCAGAGGACCUGCAACCCAAGUUCACCUACCAGCGCAUGGACCUGAGUGCCAGUGAACGCACUCGCACCCUUCCAGGACUCAGGCUAUCCAACCCCUACAAUAAGUUGUGGAGUAUAGGGCAGGAUGACAUGGCUAUGCCCAUUUGUGUGCCUCCGAACUGGGAUAGACCUCAGUCUGACCGCCCUCCUGUGCAUCAGGACGCCCAGACCUCUAGCCGUGACAGUUUUGGACCGGGCCCUGACCCACUGGAUCCUUCCACCCCUAGUCAGGGCAACAUCACCAUUCCACGUCCCCAUGGAAGAAAGACACCCGAACCUGGUAAGGUCCUAGCACCCCCUGUGGCCCAGCCCCGUUCUAAACCAGCAGGCCAUGGGGAAGGAAGGUCGACGGCAGGGGGACAGGAAUUUAGGCAAGCCCUAGGGAUGACUACUGAAGAGGACCUGCUGAAGCCCACCAAGGCCAGUGAAGACAGUAUAGAUCUGUUAAGUCUUCUAGACCCGCUUAACAGCUCAGUAGAGACCAAGACCGCCUCCUUGGGUGGGAAGGGAGGAGACAUCAGUACACCCUCUUCUUCUUGCAAGCCCACAAUACCACCCAGGCCAUAUCCGCAGGGCUUGCCUCCCUUCCCACUACAGCCCCAUGUAUCACUCAAUCCCUUCACUCAGUCCCUCCAUUACACCUCCCCUCAAACACACUACUCCCCAACUAUUAGCGGGAAUCCCUUCAACGUGGCCUACGGGCCUCCAGCAGGCUCCUACUUCCACACCCCACCCCACCCAUCUGUUUCUACACUACCAGGGCUCUACAGACAACAUUCACCAGGUGGCUCCACUCUCUCACCCAGCUUUGGACCAGUCCAGUCAGCCUUCCCUUCCUCAGCCACUUCCAUGCCCCACUUCUCUGCCAGCAACCACGCUCUUUCCAGCCUGGUGGACUCGCCCUUAGCCCUCAGCCCAGCCCCAAACAUAUCGGCGAAGCCUCUUUAUGCCGAGAGAGACUCCCAGGAAACUCAGGAUCCCUUUGGGGACCUGCUGACUAUGGCCAAGCCAGCUACACCGCCCAAAAAGAAGGUGGAGGACCUUCGGAGGAGGUGGGAGACUUUUGACUAAAGUCUGUGAAUAUCCACUGAGUUGAAUCCCCCCCCCAAAACCCCCUCCACUACCACCAGCUUUGCUGCUGACCAAUGAUGAACAUGUGUCUGGUGAACAAAUUGGUAGUCUGGACUAAGUUUUUCCCCUUGUGCUUUGACUCAUCUGUUUCUCCAUACAAGAACUGUCAGAGUUUUGGAGGUUUUUUUUCUCUUUCUCUCUGUGUGUCAUUCUGUCCAGGAAAGCGGACACAUACCCGGCCUUGCUUCUUCAGUACAUCAGAUGCCAACAGUUCAGAGCCCAUCGCCAAUUGCUAGAACAAUAAUUUGCACAGUGCCGCUCAGUGUAGAUGUGUGAUUCCCAAAAUAAGCACCAUUUCCUGAAGUCUUAAGAAGAGAUCUGUCAUGCUCUAGUAACUCACAGCAACGUAUGUCAACAUGAUGCCAACUUUUAUGAUUAGCUAGUCAUCAAUUGUUGAUUAACAGCUUAAAUAGUAUUGUGGUAGUAUUAUGGUGCAUCUGAAACAAGCACUUAGUUCACCUAUGGAUGUCUUAAGUAGGCUCAUGCAGACUGGUGUUUUGCUUGGCCCUAAGGAUAAAUCUCACCCUGGGCUUGUCUCAUUCAUAUGUGAAAAUGAGUUGCCUCAUAAAUAUAUUCAUUAAUUUAAAAAUAAUUACAGGAUCAAUUGAAACUUAAGAUUUGAGGAAAGACUGAGCUUAUAACAGACUCCUCUGCAGUGUCAUAUUAAGUACAGCACUGUCCCUAUGAAAUAAUUUUAAACAUUUGUCUGAUUAAAUAUAUGGGGACUUUAAAACCCAUGAUUGUAUAUUGUUUUUAGAGGGAGAAACAUGGAUCCCGAUCUUUUUGCCAGUACUACUGUUCAGACUCUCCCUACGCAUUUCGUCCUGUUUAUUUUUGCCUUAAGUAUUUUUUUUUCUGUGAUUUUUUUUUUCUGAUUUUUUUUUUUUUUUUUUUUCAGUGCUUAGCUACUGAGGAACAGGCUGCCUGCACAGUGUGUUAAGUGUUAAUAGAGAGCAAAAAUUAUGUUUUUCACAAUUGCUACCAGUUUGAUUCUAUUUUUGCUGAUAUGAAUUUAAAACAAAACCUCACCAACAAUAUAAAUUGUGUGGUUGUGAGACUACCUAAUCUAUUUAGCCUUUACUGCUUUGUAGGCAAUCUUGGGGGACCAAUGUGUGGUGAAUGCCAAAAAAAAAAAAAUCCUAAUUGCUUAAAAAUGCUGUGAAAAAGGUGUCUUAACAACAAGCACAUGUCUGGUUGCUGUUUUAUGUGUAAAUUUGACAUAAUAUAUGGUGUAUGACUGAUUAAAGAGUGGUGAAUAGUAGCCUACUGCAUAUGCUUGAAAUACAGACACUUCAUCAUAUGUCGUUGGCUUAAAACAAAAGGUCGACUGCACCCAAGGACUUUGUGUGGUGCAUUGCACAGCAGGAAAUAUUCAUUACCUCGCCCAGGUUUUUUUUUUCAGUAAUUUUCCAUUAUUCUACACAUAGAUCCUAUACAUAGCAUAUAUUGAUGACUCUAUGAUUGACUCAAUAGUCAUGCCUUGAACAAAAAUCUGCCAAAAAACUGCGCUUUAUAUUGUCCAAGUUUACUUUAGGGUUUCGUUUUCUUUCUUUUUUGAACCUCAAACCUUUUUUUGAACCUGAACAUCAGACACAUUUAACAAAGAGGCUAAAACCUAAAUUCUUCCAAGAGGACAAGAUUAUUAAAAUGUAGCACGCUCUGUGGAUUAUUUCAAAUCCAGGGAGCAAAGUAGGAGAAGUUUUUUUUUUUCUCUCUUCCAGCUCAGCGCAAAUCCUUGUAACCUGUAAGGACGCCACCCGCUGGAACGGAGGUGAAGCCUGUUGGUGGUCAGCGUCAUGAGAUUACAUAUAUAUCAGUUGAACUAGCAUGGCCUCAUACACAAAAAUAUAUUCUCUUUAUUUUCCUGUGAUCACCGCAACUUUAGAGUAUGGAAGACGAUUAGAGCCACUCAGAAAAAAAAAUGUCCUGAAAUUAAUCUCAGAAUGUAAAGUCAUAAUUCUGAAAAAAGUCAAGACUUAUGAGGAAAAAAGUGAGAAGUCAGAGAAAAAGGAUUUAGUAGAGAAUGGUUACUUUAAAGUCACAGGUUUUGACUUUAACGUCACAAUUCUGAGAUUAAAGUCAGAAUUCCGACUGAAUUCUCACAAUUCUGACUUUUUCCUUGCAGAAUUGUGAGAUUAAUCUCAGAAGUCAGUUGAGUCAGCCACAGAGACUGAAACACGCUGCCCACUCACAGAAGUCUCUUUGAAAUGCACUUUCAAAGGAACAUUUUGAGUUUGUUGGAUCAUGACCUCCAGUCGUGGUGCUGUACCUAAGUUGUGUGUAGGCCUUGUCAGAAAAAGUUUCUGAAAUAGUUUUGUCAGGAUUGAAAUUUGUGUACUUUUGCCUGUUUGAUCAACUUUUUGAUAUAAAAUAAGGGGGAAAAAUUCUGAUGUUUUCCCUGGUGACCUAUGGUUAGUAAUCACCUCAUGAACAAGAGAUUACUAGAACACAGAAGCUUGACUGAUUCUAUUGCCCUGUUGGAAACUAAAAUCUAAAAUUUAAUUAUAAAUUCAGCAUUUUAUUAUAUUGUUGUACUUUUUUGAACAAAGAAAAAAAUGGCCAGAAUAAAACAAUGAAAAGUACUUCCUGAUUAUAGGAAAUGCAACAUAUGGUGGAUAUAUAAAUUAUAAUUAUUAAUUUUAACUCAGUUGUGAUACAUUGUGAUUAAUUUUAACUCAGUUGUGAUAAUCAUUUUUUAACUUAUUUAUCAGAGAUGUCAUGCUAUAAAAGAGUGUCAGUAUUAACUUGGUAUAGUAUUAUCUAUAUCUAGUCUUCCCAAAGUAAUUAAUGUAAAUGAUAAAUCAUCACUGCUCCCACUUUAAAAAAAAAAAAAAAAAAAAAAAAAAUGACUGACUUCUGCUUCAUUCUUGUGGGACUUUUUUGUUUGAAUUUCCACAUUUAUAAAAAGUAGCUCUCCUGUGAUUCAUAGUAGAAUGUAAUAAAUUGGUAUGUGCUAGCAUUUCCCUGUACCUUGCACACACUUGAUGACAAUGAUAGUACUGUAAUAGAGCAUUUAUAAAUCCCUGUUGCAAAUAACAGAUGUUGUCGUCAUGGAUACGUCGAUACAUAUCAGCUGAGGUCCUCGGGUGCCAUUCAUGAACUUAAGUGGUGUCCAGUUAUCCUUCUGUCUGUAUGAUUUCUCUGUUUCCUGUAAAAAAGCUUUUUUCAUACAGGUGAGCACUUUUAAGUUUGAUUUUGCUUUGGCUUUAUUUUGUUGCGCUUUCUGUUUCUUUGUUCUGUUUUGCAUAUCUUGUAAUUAAAUGCUACAUGCAAUCACCAA